GCAGGCCAGGUGUCUAUGAGCAAGCCAUCAAAAUGGCACAUGUGUCAUUCUAAAUUCAAAUCUACUUUUUAAAAGUCUAAUUUUACUCGACACGAAAUAUACAUAAAUUUAAAGCCUGGAAAAGAGGAGAAAAGAUGUCGCGCAAGCGGAGAAGUUUUUCGGUAUCAGCAGGCCGCUCAAACUAUAUGCCUGUGUUGGUGCCCGCCGUCAAGAGUUCCGAAAUGGUAUUCAAGGAAGCGGCUGCCCAUGCAGCGGGCGUGGCAGCAGGAUCAGCUGUGGGUCACGCCAUCGGAUCAGGGAUAACCGGGCUAUUGAGGCGGGGAGACCAGCAGCCGCGCCACAGCGAUUUGGUCGAGGAAGGUCCAUGCGCCAAGGAAAUGAAGCAGUUCUUGAAGUGCAUCGAGGAAAAUUACGAUCUCAGUGUGUGCAAGGAGUUCAACGAUGCUGUGCGACGAUGCCACCGCCAGAACAAUAUUUAGGAAUCUAGGAACGGGAAAGAUUUUAAUUUGUCAAAUUAUAAGAAGUUCAUGCGCAGCCUUUUAAGUAACUCGCAAUAAAAUUUCAGUUAUUAGACUUAC
Drosophila sechellia is the source of this 578-nucleotide messenger RNA. RefSeq names its product coiled-coil-helix-coiled-coil-helix domain-containing protein 10, mitochondrial. Gene Ontology annotation, biological process: mitochondrion organization. The transcript has a single exon. The record is from RefSeq and is a predicted model, not a curated record. Gene Ontology annotation, cellular component: nucleus; mitochondrion. NCBI's taxonomy places the organism in Eukaryota, Metazoa, Arthropoda, Insecta, Diptera, Drosophilidae. The coding region runs from base 135 to 479 and encodes 114 amino acids.